This is a messenger RNA of Geodia barretti, 1356 nucleotides long. The record is from the annotation of a GenBank genome assembly. Lineage: Eukaryota; Metazoa; Porifera; Demospongiae; Tetractinellida; Geodiidae.
AUGACCGCUACCGCUGACACCUACCCUCAUUACACUGCCGCCUACGAGGCGCAAUCGCCCGAAGUGGCCGAGACGCUGCGCGCGUUGCGCAACCGUGGUUGGGACGCCUUUUCGCAACUUGGCCUGCCCACCGCCCGGCGCGGCAAUGAGCCGUGGAAAUACACCAAUGUCGCACCGAUUGCCCGGGAAGCUUUUGCUCAUCCACAGCCAAUGCCGGUGGAGGAUGGAAUCGUAACGCUGGACGAUGUGCGGGCAGCCGCACCCUGGCACGCCGGCUGGCAUACAUUCGUGUUCGUCGAUGGUGUGUUUGCGCCCCACCUUUCCUCAGGCGGCGAGAUUGCGGAAUCUAGCGGGAUAGUGAUUGCGCCGCUGGCCGACACGAUUCACGCCGAACGGGGCGCCAGCGUCAGCCUGUUGGGUGAACUGGCGCGACCAGAAGAUGACGGUUUCGUCGCCCUCAACACGGCCUUCGUUCGGGACGGCAUGGGUAUCGAUGUGCCGGUGGAUGGUGAUGCCGGUGUGGUCAACGUGGUUUAUCUGACCACCGGACGCGAACAGCCGAGGGUUACACAUCCGCGAAUCAUCGUGUCCGCCCAGCGCAAUUCGCGAGCCACGGUGAUUGAAACCUACGUUGGACCCGACGAUACGCGUUAUUUCACCAACGCGGUUGCCGAAAUACAUGUGCACGAGGGCGCCCGAGUCGAACAUUACCGCCUGCUGAUGGAUGGCAUGGACGCCUAUCACGUGGGCACCAGCCGUGUGAUUCAGCAUCGGGACUCCGGGUUUUCGUCGGGGGCGAUAUCCCGUGGAGCGGCGUUGGGGCGCAAUGAUUUCAGCGUUACUUUGAUCGGCGCUGGGGCCGAAUGUACUUUGAAUGGCCUGUAUCUGACCGUCGGCAAUCAACACAUGGACAACUACAUCAACAUUGACCAUACCGAACCCAACGGCACCAGUCGUAUGUUCUACAAGGGCAUCCUGGACGGGCAGUCGCGGGCGAUUUUCGGAGGCAAUGUUACCGUCCGGGAGGGCGCGCAAAAGACGGACGCCCAGCAAACCGACAAGAACCUGUUGCUGUCGGAGCAGGCGGAAGUGGAUAGCAAACCCAGCCUGUUGAUAUACGCCGAUGACGUGAAGUGCGGCCACGGCGCCACCGCCGGCCAUAUCGACCUGGAUACAGUCUUCUAUAUGCAGAGUCGUGGCCUUGAUCUGCCCACCGUCAGCCGCAUCCUGAUUCAUGCCUUUGCCAGCGAAAUUAUCGACACGGUCGCCCUGGUGCCGCUGCGGGAGUAUCUCGACGAACAGUUCCAGAAUGCCAUCCCCGACGUUGAUAUCACGCUGCCGAUCGGAGGCCGCUAG